Molecule: messenger RNA, 3348 nt
Organism: Epinephelus moara (kelp grouper)
Lineage: Eukaryota; Metazoa; Chordata; Actinopteri; Perciformes; Serranidae
Gene: snta1
Product: syntrophin, alpha 1
Exons: 8
Coding region: 332-1792 (486 amino acids)
Cellular component (GO): sarcolemma; dystrophin-associated glycoprotein complex; intracellular anatomical structure
Molecular function (GO): structural molecule activity; protein binding
Source: RefSeq, a predicted model, not a curated record
AUAUAAAUAAUAAAAAUGAAUCAAAACUUAAUUAUGUGUGACUCAACCGCACACAGUUCAUUAAUGGCGGGGACUCAACAAGAAGCUCUUUGAACUUUGAGUGUGUGUGUCAACACCGUCGCUAAUCGUAUCACCCUCAAUUAACUUUACUUCUUACUACUGGAUAAAGCUCCUCGGAGGGGGGACAGAGUCAGGGGGAGAGAGGGUGAGAGGAGAGGGGAGGAUUUCAGUGUGUGUGCCCCCUACCCUACCCCAUCCCUCCUCCACCUCCCCCCCUAUCUCUUUACAGGACUGCCAGCCCGUCUAGAGUUAUUCCAGGAAUGCGUUGAACAUGGCUGCCGCGAUGAAGGCGCAGAAAACGGGACUGCUGGAACUUCGAGUGACCGUGGACCGCUGGAUCCGGGUGUUGGGUACUCUAACCGAGGACACGCUGGCAGUAAACCCCGGGGAGGGUGCAGAGGAGCCCGCAAAGCCCAGCCCGAGUCCCGCCGGUGCUAUCAACGGAGACCCCCCGAACCUAAGCUCGUCCCCGGUCCCGGAAACCAUCACCAACGUGAAGCGCACCGUGCGAGUUACCAAGCAAGAUGUUGGAGGACUCGGAAUCAGUAUCAAAGGUGGGAAGGAGAACAAGAUGCCGAUCCUCAUCUCCAAGAUUUUUAAGGGCCUGGCUGCUGACCAGACCGAGGCGCUUUAUGUUGGCGAUGCCAUAUUGUCUGUCAAUGGUUUUGACUUACGGGAGGCCACACACGACGAGGCUGUGCAAGCGCUGAAGAAAACUGGCAAAGAAGUCAUCCUUGAAGUGAAGUACAUCAAGGAGAUGUCGGCCUUCUUUAAAAACUCGGGGUCCCCCGGGGCGGCCCUCCCGUGGGAAUCUCCCCCCUCCACACCUCAGAGGGGCACCGAACUCUCACCUGAGGCGAAGGAGCCCCGCAGCAUCCCGCUGAAGUUGUGCCAGGUGACACGAAAACAGUGCCCCCCGGACACAGAAAACAGGUAUUUCGAGGUGAUUUCAUCCAACAGAAAGAACUCUGUGUUCCUGCGGGCAAAAGACCCAGCCAUGGCUCAGUCCUGGUACAAUGCCAUCCAGGCUGGUGCUGCCAACCUUUUACCCCGAGUGAAGGAGGAGAUGAAGAGCAUGCAGCUUGGCAUGGAGGUCAAACAUCUGGGCUGGAUUACAGAGCAGGUGACCCAGGGUCCAGAGAAACCAGUACUGGCUAUGUUGACUGACAAAGACCUGCUCCUGUAUCCCUCCCUGCCUGAGAGCAAAGAGAGCCUCAGCAACCCCACCAAGAGUCACCCGCUCAUUGCUACCAGACUGGUCCACUCUGGCCCAGGAAAAAGUUCUCCUCUCCUGGACUCUGAUCUCUCAUUUGGCCUGCGCUCGGGCACUAAGCAAGGCGUGGAGACCCAUGUGUUCAGGGUGGACUCUGCCAAGGAGCUGUCCACCUGGACUCAUCUGCUGGUGGAGGGUUGCCAUAAUGCUGCUGAGCUCAUCAAGGAGGUCACCACGGCCUGUAGUUGGAAUGGGAAGGAGUGUACCCUGGGAGUCCACAUUGAUGAGGGCUUCACACUAUUCACAGAAGAGUUGGGUGUCAGGAAAAGUAUUCUGCUUCAGCAGCCCUUUGAGCGCCUAAGAAUGUCCUCAGAUGAUGGAGUUCGCAUGAUGUUCCUCGACUUUGGAGGCCCCGAAGCCGAGAUUCAACUGGACCUCCAUGCCUGCCCCAAGACCAUAGUCUUCAUCAUCCACUCCUUCCUGUCUGCGAAGGUCAAGCGACUCGGCCUCCUGGCAUGAUAACGGCCAACCAUCUAGAACAUCGACAAUAGGAGUAUUCAAUAAAACACACAGCCAGAAGACUCUGAGACACCAGAGGAUGUGGCCCCAGGAAAAGAUGCUGACUAACCCCUCCUUCUCAGCCCUCCUAGGCCUCUGAUCGUCUCUGGUCAGACACCUGCUGGUCUCUGUAGGGGAACGAAGAGAAAACUGCAACACUGAUGGACCUUUGUUGAACCUGUAGUUGUAAAGUAAAGAGGUUUUACAGAUGGCGUAAGUCAGCAGCCACUUAAGGGAUCUGACAUCUGUCAAGUCUGUUACGGUGGGUCAUCACACUUUCUGAUGGCAAACUGUGUGAAUGAAAAUGACAGCCUGCAUCUUAAUGUUUCGAAGCUUGAAGUCCCAAACAUUUUAUGUUGUUUUUGCCCCAUUGUUCAGUUCUGUUUUGUUUCAUGAGUCACGGCAGGCCUUUGUCAUGAGCAUCCUUUCAUCUUUCAAUCUUUGCUUUAUGCGCUGUGAGCAGUCACAACAAGUUAUUUCAUAAAAGUCCUGAUUGAUGUUGGACAAACUUUGUUUUUCCUUUUAUAAAGGCAGCUUCAGUGGAGUGACAGAAUGACAUGACUGAUAACUACACGAUCAAUAGUCUGGACUGAACAAUGUACAGAAUACAACUAUAUGCUCUUUAUGUGGAUUCUUAAGUUGCCUUUACCCUGAAUUUUCAUAAAAGAAGCGACAUAAUUUCUGCUGAAGACGACUUCUAAAUGCCAAAUCAAAUAUAGCAGCUGAAUUUCUUUUCUCCCCUCUGUCUGUCUUCUUCCCUGUUUUAAGUGUGCUCACCCAUGGCCUAACAAAGAGAAACAACUAACAGAGUAUAUUAUAAAAGGCUUUUUUUGUAAUUGUGUUUUAGUUUAACCAAUAAAUUAGAUAAAAACUUAUAAUUUUCCUAACAUAAAAAGACACCCUCUUUAAAUCUGGAUAGUCUUAGUCAGACAGUGUGACUGUGCAAUUUCAUAUCAGCUCAUGUGAAGUACAAACAAGAGCUCUUGUGUUUUUAGAGUCUUGCAGACAAAGGUUGUUCCGUAAUCACGUAUUGAUAGAUGACAAAGAGUCGUCUGAAAGAGCGCCAGUCCAGCUAAGCUACUUCUCCUGUAUUAUUGAGCUUUCAAGUAGAGUUUAGCUCUUAAUUAAACCAUUUUAUAGUGCAGUGUUUUCGUCUGUACUUAAUAAUUUAAUCAUGAGAGGGGACAAACGGUCCUCAUCAGAAACCACUAAUGGUCCAUUUUCUACACAAUUUGUCCAACAUUUAAAUAUGUUAAUUUACCAUAUAAAAAGAUGAGUUGUUUACAUCAUCAAGUGUUUGUUUUUUUCUUUUAUUAUUUGUGUCGACUGAACAUCCAAAUCUUAUUGGGGCCUUCUCUCUGUGUCCAACACUAAACAGACUUGUAUUAAUAUAUAUUUCAAAACUAAAACCUGUUUGCUUUCAAGAAUAAAAAUGUAUUGUAUAUUCUUAUUUAAACAAAGGUGUGCCUUGCAGGGUUGUUUGUAUAUAAACAUGUAAUAAACUUUGUUAACUUUUA